This is a messenger RNA of Drosophila bipectinata, 803 nucleotides long. Its product is annotated as attacin-A. Gene Ontology annotation, biological process: defense response to bacterium. The record is from RefSeq and is a predicted model, not a curated record. Gene Ontology annotation, cellular component: extracellular region. NCBI's taxonomy places the organism in Eukaryota, Metazoa, Arthropoda, Insecta, Diptera, Drosophilidae.
GGGCAUCAGUAAGAUUUGACAAUUCAAACCAGCAACAUGCAGAAAGCAACCAUCUUAAUCGUGGCAGUUGUGGCUCUUGCCGCCCUCGCUGAGGCAGCUCCCCAGGGCUUCCAGCACCUGGUCUACUAUCCCCCACCGCGGCCACCACCACAGCCCAUUCGGGUUCGUCGUCAGGUGUUGGGCGGAUCUUUGGCUUCCAAUCCCGCCGGCGGUGCUGAUGCUCGAGUGGAUCUUUCCAAGGGCAUCGGUAAUCCUAACCACAAUGUGGUGGGCCAGGUCUUCGCUGCUGGAAACACACAAUCCGGCCCAGUUACUACUGGCGGAACUCUGGCAUACAAUAAUAAUGGCCAUGGCGCUUCUUUGACUAAGACCCACACCCCGGGAGUCAAGGACGUCUUCCAGCAGGAGGCCCAUGCCAAUAUCUUCAAGAACGACCGACACAACCUGGACGCCAAGGUGUUUGCCUCGCAGAACAAGCUGGCCAACGGAUUCGAAUUCCAACGCAAUGGUGCUGGACUGGACUACUCCCACGCGAAUGGCCAUGGCGCCAGCUUGACCCACAGCAAUUUCCCCGGAAUUGGCCAGCAAUUGGGUCUGGAUGGCCGCGCCAACCUAUGGUCUUCGCAGGAUCGCAACACCCGCCUGGACUUGACAGGAUCUGCCAGUAAGUGGACGAGCGGACCAUUCGCCAACCAGAGGACCAACUUUGGCGGUGGCCUAGGACUCUCCCAUACCUUCGGUUAAUCCUUAUGUCCAAAUCAAACGAAAUCUAAUUUAUUCAAUAAAAAUUAAUACUUAAUCAA